ACUAUGAAGUCUAAGCCCAACUGUGCUCAGAAUCCAAACUGUAGCAUAAUGAUAUUUCAUCCAACCAAAGAAGAGUUUAAUGAUUUUGAUAAGUAUAUUGCUUACAUGGAAUCCCAAGGGGCACACAGAGCUGGCCUGGCCAAGGUAAUUCCACCCAAGGAAUGGAGAGCCAGGCAGUCUUAUGAUGAUGUCAGUGACAUCUUAAUAGCCACUCCCCUGCAGCAGGUGGUCUCUGGGAAGGCAGGUAUGUUCACUCAAUACCACAAAAAGAAGAAAGCCAUGACAGUGGGAGAGUAUCACCUCCUGGCAAACAGCGAAAAGUAUAGAACUCCCCCACACCUGAAUUUUGAAGAUCUGGAGAGAAAGUACUGGAAGAACCGCCUGUAUGACUCACCAAUUUAUGGUGCUGACAUCAGUGGCUCCUUAUUUGAUGAAAGCACUAAAGAGUGGAACCUGGGGCACUUGGGAACCAUUCAGGACCUGUUGGAACAGGAAUGUGGAGUUGUCAUUGAGGGUGUCAACACGCCCUACCUGUACUUUGGCAUGUGGAAGACCACUUUUGCAUGGCACACGGAGGACAUGGACCUUUACAGCAUCAACUACUUGCACUUUGGGGAGCCCAAAACGUGGUACGCGGUGCCCCCUGAACACGGUCAGCGCCUGGAGCGCCUGGCCAGGGACCUUUUCCCGGGCAGUUCCCAGGGCUGUGAGGCCUUCCUAAGACACAAGGUGGCCCUCAUCUCGCCCACAGUCCUCAAGGAGAAUGGCAUUCCCUUCAAUCGCGUGACUCAGGAGGCUGGUGAGUUCAUGGUGACAUUUCCCUAUGGCUACCAUUCUGGCUUCAACCAUGGUUUCAACUGUGCGGAAGCCAUCAAUUUCGCCACUCCGAGGUGGAUUGAUUAUGGCAAAGUGGCGUCUCAGUGCAGCUGUGGGGAGGCCAGGGUCAGCUUCUCCAUGGACGCCUUUGUGCGCAUCCUGCAACCCGAGCGCUAUGAGCUGUGGAAAUGCGGACAAGACAGGGCCGUAGUGGACCACACUGAGCCUACAGCGCCUGGUAGACAGGCGUUGACCACCUGGAGGGACGUCCUUUCACGUAGGAAAGCUUCCCCCAGCCUGAAACAUCUCCCACUCCGCCAGGCCUCACAAUCUGCUCUGCCUGAGUCCGCCACUGGUGAGACCCACUGCAGUGCUCAGGUGUGCCCGAUGCCCAACUUACCAUCGGCAGCUAGAAGUGCUGCAGUUCAGCCCAGGGCCACAGUCCACAGCUCCCAGGGGCCUGAAACAGUCCCGCCACCGACCCUGCAUCCGUCAGUUCUGACUGGCAGACGUGGUCGUGGUCGUCGUCCUAGGGAACUAAGGGUUCAGGAACAGACUUCUCAGGUUCCAGCCAAGAGACGCCUGUCUGCUGGCACAGCCAGCAUAGCUCUGGACCCAGAGCGUCGGCUCAAAACUGCUCAUGGAGAUUUGAUGAUCAAUCCUGAACCUCUAAGCCCUGGGCUGCAGCACCCUGCUAUGACCCCUAAGCCCUGA
This is a messenger RNA of Marmota flaviventris (yellow-bellied marmot), 1530 nucleotides long. Its product is annotated as lysine-specific demethylase 4D. The record is from RefSeq and is a predicted model, not a curated record. Lineage: Eukaryota; Metazoa; Chordata; Mammalia; Rodentia; Sciuridae. Gene Ontology annotation, biological process: chromatin remodeling; regulation of gene expression. Gene Ontology annotation, molecular function: histone H3K9 demethylase activity. Gene Ontology annotation, cellular component: chromatin; nucleus.